UAUCCGGCCUCUUCUUCUUCUGUUACUGUCGCCUCCGGCGACGGCGACGGCGACGGCGAGGAGAUGGCGACGGAGAAGGCGCGGCAGCUCCUGGCCCGCCUCGCCGUCACCCCGGACGCCGCCGUCCCCGACCUCCCCUUCCUCCACCGCGCGCUCCUCCUCCCGCUCCUCUCCGCAGCCUCCGUCCUCCUCCGCCUCUCCGUCCACUCCCCGCUACGCCCACGCCUGCGCCAAGCGCUCCUCCCCGUCCCCGUCGUCAGCGUCGGCAAUCUCACCUGGGGAGGCAACGGGAAGACGCCCAUGGUCGACUUCCUCGCGCGCAGCUUCCACGCCAUGGCCAUCUCGCCGCUCGUCCUAACAAGGGGUUAUGCUGGUGGCGAUGAAUCCAAGAUGCUCCGGAGGCGCCUUGCUGAUACUUCCGCCAAGAUUGGGGUUGGUGCAAAUAGGGCUGCUGUGGCUUCUUCCAUGCUGCAAAAGUAUGGCUAUGUCCACCCUUGCGAGGCGUUCCACCCGGAGAAGCUUCCGUCAGCGUGCAACCGGGCUGUGAUCGACAAAAGUGCCAAGAUUGGAGUGGCCAUACUGGACGAUGGAAUGCAGCACCGGAGUUUGCUUCGAGAUGUGGAGAUCGUGAUGGUCAAUGGGCUGACACCUUGGGGAAACACUCAUUUCAUUCCACGAGGACCCAUGAGGGAACCGUUGAGCGCGCUUACUCGAGCUGAUAUAGUGGUUAUUCAUAAUGCAGAUCUGGCUUGUGAAGUGCAACUGGAAACAAUUCAAUCUACAGUCCAGGAUAGUGGUGCGACAUGUCCAGUGUUCUUUAGUAAAUUGUCUCCAUCUCAUAUUUUCGAGGUUAAUCAACCAUGGCAGAGACUGCCUCUUAAUGUGUUGGAUGGCACGAUCGUGCUAUGUAUCUCUGCAAUUGGCUGCCCGGAUGCUUUCAUACAUACAGUUAGAGAGAUUGGUCCACUCAAGAUUGAUAGGCUGGAUUUCAGUGAUCACCAUUUCUUCCAUGAUCAUGACCUGAAAUUAAUCCAAGAAAGAGUGAGGAAGCUUGUUGAUCAACAUAACAAAGAGACCAUCGUCAUAGUUACGGAGAAGGAUUACGACCGUGAUCCAGAUGCCCUUAGGAUGUUAGACGUAAAGGUUUGGGUUCUGUCUUCUUCUUUGCAAAUUAUGCCCCUCAAGGAACAAAGAGAAGAUGAAUUUAUGAGGAAAGUGAAGGACAUUAUUACAACUAGGCAUGGAAAAUCACAUAGGGAGAGAGCCCAUCUAUGAGGUGCUGAUCAUUUGGCAGGGGCGAAGCUAGAAAGGCAGAGCACUAGGUUCAGUUCAAGACAGAUGGUGUCAUACGGCUGAAAAUAUCUUGAAGCAAAACAGUUUUGUCAUUAAGAACUGUUACUUCCAUACCAUGUUGUAUUAGCGUUGAUUGGUUAAUUCAAAUCCUGUUUAUUUUCCAGAACACACACCAUUUUAGUGGGAGUUUUAUUCAACUGGGUCAGUGAUCUGAACCUCCGUUUAACCUGAACUGGAUCUGGAUCCGACAGGAUCAUGAGAAGGUGCCCCUCUUCUGUUGUCCAUAUAUAGCUUUCAGUUCCCAGUUUUCUCUUGGAAAAAGUUGGUAGGUAAAUGUAUCCAUCAAUACCAACCUGCCUAUGUAUAUCCACUUUGACAUAUGGUUAUUACAAUAUUCCUACUCUAA
Brachypodium distachyon (stiff brome) is the source of this 1699-nucleotide messenger RNA. Its product is annotated as probable tetraacyldisaccharide 4'-kinase, mitochondrial. Gene Ontology annotation, biological process: lipid A biosynthetic process. The record is from RefSeq and is a predicted model, not a curated record. Gene Ontology annotation, molecular function: ATP binding; lipid-A 4'-kinase activity. The transcript is spliced from 7 exons. NCBI's taxonomy places the organism in Eukaryota, Viridiplantae, Streptophyta, Magnoliopsida, Poales, Poaceae. The coding region runs from base 64 to 1275 and encodes 403 amino acids.